CCUGCUAAUCACCGUUCCUUUCUGGAUUUGAGGUCUGUCUAGCUACCAGUGAGCAAAAGAACUUGAGCUUUUUGAUUCCUGCAGCCCCUGAGAAGGGAUAAUCAUGCAAAAGGAAACCAAGUUUGAUUGCAUUUUUGGUUGCAGUUAAUGAACAUGGUCUUGGACAGAUGCAUGGUCUAGGUACAGAGAGGAUAAAUGAGAACAACUUGAAGGAAAAAAUGAGCAUCAGUUAUCGAGAUUUUUUCUUCCCCUGAUUUGCAAGGGAUGCUGCUGUAAUUCUAUCUGCAGUUUUUCCUGAUCAUUCACCACUCAGCAGUGGGUAGGGAAGUAAGACUGCCUGGCAACCACCUGCAGAGCUGCAGAGAUGAAUUACAUUUUCGGAAACAACACACUCCUUUACUCGCGCGCCAGUCGAGGAGGCAACGCUAGCUCGAGCCAUAGCUCUGCAGGCCCAAAGCAGAAGCAGUGGGCAAAGAAGGGCUCAACAGAUGAGCUACAGGCUGAGCCUUCUCGUUGGCAGCAGAUAGUGGCAUUUUUCACUCGGAGGCACGGCUUCAUUGACUGCAUCUCAGUGGCUGCCAGCUCCACCCAGCCAACAGAAGCUGUUCCUCCCUCUUCUCCCACUGUCCCUGUGAUCCCUGUCCCGCCCGUCCCUGCUGAGACCACUGUCAGCCCAUCUUCCACACAACAGGCAAAUCCCCCUCCAGUACUGGUGAAUACAGAUGCUUUGGAGACUCCAGCAUACGUCAAUGGCACAGAUGCAGAUUAUGAAUAUGAAGAAAUCACGCUUGAAAGGGGAAAUUCAGGGCUUGGCUUCAGCAUUGCAGGCGGUACGGACAACCCGCACAUUGGAGAUGACUCAAGUAUUUUCAUUACAAAAAUCAUAGCUGGGGGUGCAGCUGCCCAGGAUGGAAGAUUACGGGUCAAUGAUUGUAUAUUACGAGUAAAUGAAGUGGAUGUUCGUGAUGUGACGCACAGCAAAGCGGUUGAAGCUUUAAAGGAGGCAGGGUCCAUUGUACGAUUGUAUGUCAAAAGAAGAAAGCCAGUUACAGAAAAAAUAGUGGAGAUAAAGCUUGUGAAAGGUCCCAAAGCAGGUCUUGGGUUCAGUAUAGCUGGUGGUGUUGGAAACCAGCAUAUUCCUGGAGACAACAGCAUCUAUGUAACUAAAAUUAUUGAAGGAGGUGCAGCACAUAAAGAUGGCAAACUUCAGAUUGGAGAUAAGCUUCUAGCGGUGAACAAUGUUUGCUUAGAAGAAGUUACUCAUGAAGAAGCAGUGACUGCCUUAAAAAACACAUCUGAUUUUGUUUAUCUGAAAGUUGCAAAACCCACCAGCAUGUUCAUGAAUGAUAGUUAUGCCCCUCCAGACAUCACCAACUCUUAUUCUCAGCCAGUGGAUAACCAUAUCAGUCCUCCUGCCUACCUGGGGCAGUCACUGCCACCAGCAUGCCCAGGGAGAUAUUCCCCAGUUCCAAAGGGGAUGCUUGGAGAUGACGAGAUUACAAGGGAACCUAGAAAAGUUGUCCUACAUCGAGGAUCAACAGGGCUUGGCUUCAACAUUGUGGGAGGGGAAGAUGGAGAAGGAAUUUUUAUUUCAUUCAUCCUAGCAGGAGGCCCUGCUGAUCUGAGCGGGGAGCUCAGAAAAGGAGACCGUAUCAUUUCAGUUAAUGGUGUUGAUCUCAAAGCUGCAACCCACGAGCAAGCAGCAGCUGCCUUGAAGAAUGCAGGCCAAGCCGUAACCAUUGUGGCACAAUACCGUCCAGAAGAAUACAGUCGUUUUGAAGCUAAAAUACAUGAUUUACGGGAGCAGAUGAUGAACAGUAGCAUUAGCUCAGGAUCUGGAUCUCUACGAACCAGCCAGAAGAGAUCCUUAUAUGUUAGAGCUCUCUUUGACUAUGACAAGACUAAAGACAGUGGCCUUCCCAGUCAGGGACUGAACUUCAAAUUUGGCGACAUCCUCCAUGUCAUCAAUGCUUCUGAUGAUGAAUGGUGGCAGGCACGGCAGGUGACGCCAGAUGGAGAAAGUGAUGAAAUUGGAGUUAUCCCAAGCAAGCGCAGAGUUGAGAAAAAAGAACGAGCCCGCUUAAAGACAGUAAAAUUUAAUUCCAAAACAAGAGGAGACAAAGGGCAGUCAUUCAAUGACAAGCGUAAAAAGAACCUCUUUUCCCGAAAAUUUCCCUUCUACAAGAACAAGGACCAGAGCGAACAAGAAACCAGUGAUAUUGACCAGCAUGUUACCUCUAAUGCCAGCGAUAGUGAAAGUAGUUACCGUGGCCAGGAGGAAUAUGUCUUGUCUUAUGAACCAGUGAACCAGCAAGAAGUCAAUUAUACUCGGCCUGUGAUUGUUUUGGGACCCAUGAAAGACAGAAUAAACGAUGAUCUGAUCUCAGAAUUUCCAGACAAGUUUGGAUCGUGUGUUCCACAUACUACCAGACCAAAGCGAGAUUAUGAGGUGGAUGGAAGGGAUUACCAUUUUGUCACUUCUCGAGAGCAGAUGGAGAAGGACAUUCAGGAUCAUAAAUUCAUAGAAGCUGGUCAGUACAACAAUCACCUUUAUGGGACAAGUGUCCAGUCAGUACGUGAAGUAGCAGAAAAGGGUAAACACUGCAUUCUUGAUGUCUCUGGUAAUGCAAUCAAGAGAUUGCAGAUUGCCCAGCUGUACCCAAUCUCCAUUUUUAUUAAACCCAAAUCCGUGGAAAAUAUCACGGAAAUGAAUAAACGUUUAACAGAGGAGCAGGCCAGGAAGACUUUUGAGAGAGCCAUGAAACUGGAGCAAGAAUUUACUGAACAUUUCACAGCUAUUGUCCAAGGAGACACGCUGGAAGAAAUCUACAACCAGGUGAAACAGAUCAUAGAAGAGCAGUCCGGUCCUUACAUCUGGGUCCCAGCAAAGGAAAAAUUAUGAAAAUAGAGAGAUUUUUUUAUUUUCAUUUUCUAACUAAAGAUGUCAUCUAUUGUAUUUGACAACUCUUCACUCCUUCCAGAGGAGCAUGUCCCUAGCUCUUUGCAGUAUGGGCCACUCCUGACCAUCACAUUCUGCAGUUCCCAUAACUUAUCACAUUUUGAUGUCUGUUUUAGUUUAAAUAAUUUGUAUAAUUGCGUGUUGUUGGUUUGCCAUUUUUCAGACAUGAAGGUGGAAUGGCCUGACCAGCUAUUAAGGGUUGGGGGUGGGAAAUUAUGUGGUAAAAUCCUUAAUGUUUAAGGGAAAGUAACUUUCAGAGAUUUUCAGAAAAGCUUUAUAUACAUUCUUUUAAGAUUUCGUAACAAAUGAAAGUCGUCUUACUUAACGAUGUUGUAAAUUGUGAGCAACUUUGCACGCUUAACUUUAAUAGCAUGGUUUGGCCGAGGCAUUUAAUUUCCAGUUUUAUUUUCUGAGUUGAUUUUUAUUGUCAUAGCAAUUUUUUCUUUAUGGGCAGUUAAUGAGAAACUUUUUUUUAAUUUCCCAGUUAAUUAUUAAUUAACUUCCAUUACUUCGUAAGGCAUAUUCAUUUUCAUAAUUUCAUAAGGAUAUUCUUAUAAUCUAUUUUUUCAUUUUUUGCCAAUAAAAUUGCUAGGGAUAAAGAUGUUUAAUGUUUUUAAUCUCACUCAUGCAACACUAUUUAUGGUGUCUUACAAAAGUUGUUUGUAGAUAAUGGUCAUCACACUUUUUUUGAGUCCUAAACAUCUUUAGGUGCUAGGGAAGUUUGCAUUUUACGAAGGGGCGGCAAAUUUUCGUGGUCAGUAAUACAGAAAAUGUUUGCAGAGAUGGGUGAUCAUUAUGGUAAUGAGACAAAAAGUGAGAUUCAUAGCCUAAAACUAUGUGUGUUCUUAGGGGGUCAGAUUUUAAUGAAUAUUUUACCCACAAUAACUGCCUAUUUUGUUAUAAUAAAAUAUAUAUAUUAAACUUUCUUUAACUAAACUCUGUAACUAUGGGAAUUAUUUUCUUUACAUAGUUGUGCGCGCGCGCACACACACACACAUAUAAAUAUAUAUUAAAUAUAUAUUUUUCUUUUACCACCUAUUCCUUCCUAGCUUUUUGUUUUGAGAAUAAAGAUUAAAUUAGAAUUUAUGUUCUGUAAUCAUGUAAAAUGAAAUCGGGGUAUGGUACCUGGGUAAAACAUUUUGAGGGAUAUUAGCAGCAAAAAAACAAUAUGGGCAAGUUCUCCUCUUUUCUACAAAGUUUCAAAUGUUUGAUUUUUCUUCUUGCCUCCCUCCCAUCCCCCCAUAUGAUGUGCAUGUUUUUAACCAAUGGGAGAAUUUGGAGAAAACAAGUCAGUUUUUAUGUGUGUUUAUCUCAGAUUGCAUCUGUGUUGUGUUCCACAGCUGCUCUCCAUUGGAGAAGAGCAGGUAUCUGUGCUGAGCAAUUAUAAAUAUCUUUUAGCAAAAUGUAGAACUAACAUCAGUCAUGAAAAAUACCACCUAUUACCAACACUGCUCAGUGCUGCCCAUUGCGUAUCUGGAGUUAUGUAUAAGAGAGGUGCAUUUCUGACAGCCUCGGUGCAUUUUCUCCACCAAAUUAGCUUUGAUUUGUAAAGAGCUAUCAACGACAUCUAUUCCAUUUGUCAGAAAGAGGAGAACAGCUAAUAAACUUUAUUGUACAAAA
Gavialis gangeticus (Gharial) is the source of this 4579-nucleotide messenger RNA. It is a transcript of the gene DLG1, whose product is annotated as discs large MAGUK scaffold protein 1. Gene Ontology annotation, molecular function: kinase binding. The record is from RefSeq and is a predicted model, not a curated record. NCBI's taxonomy places the organism in Eukaryota, Metazoa, Chordata, Crocodylia, Gavialidae. Gene Ontology annotation, biological process: chemical synaptic transmission; neurotransmitter receptor localization to postsynaptic specialization membrane. Gene Ontology annotation, cellular component: neuron projection; postsynaptic density membrane; neuromuscular junction. The transcript has 22 exons. The coding region runs from base 365 to 2902 and encodes 845 amino acids.